UCAUCUAAUGAGGCCGAAAACCUGAACUACUCUCAAAGCUCAUGUUAUAUCUGCCAAAUUCCCUCAAUCGAAGAUUAUUAUCGAAGGUGACUCAAGCAUCGUUGUCAACUGUCUUCGGACCACCUAGAUCAGAUUUAUGAGUGUCGGGAGAUUCGCACUCGCAGGAAUCACAACCUUAAAUUGACUUGAGAUUCGCAGGAAUCACAACCUUAAAUUGACUUGAGAUUCGCAGGAAUCAAAUUUUGCAACAGAUGGAUUGUCAGUGUCUCAGAUUUUAAGUUAGUUAGAUUUGGCGUCAUGAUUCUUUCUGGUUGUUGUUUGUUUGCAGUAGUUAGUUCCGGACCUAUGAAGAAAAAAAUAGAGUACGAGAAAUUAAAAGGAAAAAAGAUUCGGAAUCGACGGCUACAAAUGGAUUGCUUAUGGCUUCAGUUUGAAUUCUCGAUGUGAAAAGCGAAAUCUUUCCCACUUUUAAUUUAUUCCCGAAAUUACCCCUUCAUGUAUUCACGAAACUCAACUGCUAUAGUGCUAUCAUCCUUUGUUUCUUUUGGGUUGACUGCUUCUCAUCCUCAGCCAGUCAGCCUUCUUCCUUCCACGCAAAGGUGGGGUGAACUGUGAACGGGGCCAAAUGGCCAAUCACCGACUUAUGGUAUUUCAAAGCCAUUAUCAAGAAGGGAUUGGAGUGAACUUACAAAUCUAUUUGCCUAAAUCGACUCGACGGUUAGCUGUUCAAAGGUAAUCUAAGAUAAUGGAGGAGGCAGAGGGUAGUAAGAGGCAGAAGCUAUCUGUCACACGAGGAGAUGGAUCUCAAAUCCUAGUAAGAGAAACCCGUGAUUUGCUUAGCGGUUUACAUGACGAUCUGCUUCACCAUAUCAUGUCUUUCAUGUCAAUGGAAGAGAUUAUUCGGACCGGCUUCUUGUCAAGACGAUGGAGAUACUUGUGGAGAAAUAUCCCUUUUCUGGACUUUGCAUUAAGGCCAUCGAAUGAAGAGGAUAGACACACAGGAGAGCGUAGGGUUUCUUUUGUUGAAACUUUACUUUUCCGUCACAAAGGUUCCAGGGUUAAAAAAUUGUGCAUUAACGUAGAUACUUACUACAUCAACAAAUAUCAAGUUGAUUCAUGGAUUGAUUAUGCAUUAGAUGGUGAUGUGGAGGAACUCGAUCUAGAUUUUUCUGCUGAAGAUUUUCCAGGAAGUUAUUUACCUGGAGAUGAAUUAUUAUAUGAUUUACCUCCUGCUAUUUAUAGAUGUGAAACAUUGCAAAGCUUAAAAUUAUGUUGCUGUGAUCUCAAUCUUCCUACUUCCAUACAUUUAAGAUCACUCAAAACCUUGUGUCUUACCGCUGUUGAUUUACCUACAAAUGCAAUUAGUGCUCUGACUUCUAAUUGUCCAGUACUUGAAGAGUUGUCAUUGAAGCAUUGUAAUAUUUAUCUGAACCUCAACAUCUCUAUUCCAACUAAGCAUCUCAACAUCUUGCGCAUUAUUGAUCAAGUUGAUGAAUUUUUUGAUGACACUGAAAUGGUGAUUGAUGUUCCUAAUCUGCUUUCUCUGGAAUGGAAAGGAUGCCUCUUAAGAGAUAAAUAUCAUAUUAAGCGAUUGUCGUCUCUCUUGAAAGCUAGAUUUGAUCUUGAAGAUGCUUUGCCUGAUAAACUGGAAUUGUUUCUUCAUAGUCUUCAUCAUGUUCAAGAUCUUACAAUUGACUGUGUAUUUAUUCAGAUGUUGUCUACAUGGGAGGUGCAAAACAAAGAUCCCCUUCGUCUUAAUGUCAAAUGUCUCGAACUGAAGACGGGAUUAACAAAAUGGGAGCUCCCCGGAAUUCUCUAUUUGUUAAGGAGCUCUCCUGAGCUAGAGACUCUUGUUAUAAAUAUUACCUCGUCUCCAAAUAUUGAUAUUGAUGAUGAAAUUGAGAAUCAAUAUGAUUUCAGUGAAAGAGAGUAUUGGAGAUCUCAAGAACAUUGUUUUUCUUCUCUCAUGCGGAAUGUCAGGACUAUUAAGAUAUACAACUUUUUCAAGGGAUGGUGCAUAUACCAAGAGGAGGAAGAUGAUUGUAGUGCUGUCAAAGAACUAUUUAAGAGUCAUGAACAUGAAAUUGAGCUCAUUAGGGUUUUGCUACAAUAUUCUGAUGUCCUCGAGAGGAUGAUUAUUAGCAAAGAUUGCAAUGGUUGUGUUGGUGAGAAUAGAUCCCAGAUACCUUUUAUGGUUACUGUGAAGGUUAUAAAUUUCCCUAGAACCUCUCCAAAUGCUGAUAUCAUUUUCUCAAACUUUUAGAAUUUAGACUCCUUGGCUCUGGUUGUAGUCCUUGUUGUUGUUCAUUUAUCAACAAUACUUUCACCAAUCAGGAUGUGUACUUUUUCCACAUAUGGAGAUGGAUUUUUCUUCUGUUCAUUUGUGCCACCACUGCUGAUUACCACUUCUGGUUUUGAUAGGACUCCUAAGCAAUCAGCGAUGCAUGCAGUUGUUUUGAUUAUAUCAACUGGACUAAUAGUUGCUCUUGUUGGUUGUUUUCUCAUUAAUUAAACCACAAGUACUUUGAACUGGGUAAUUGGAAUUUAUCGAUCUGCUUUUCCUUUGCUUCAAAAGAUGGCAUGGUGCUCAUUUGUGGUCCAUCAAAUAGCUGGCUUCAGAUCGAGUCAUCCGACAUAUGCCAGUUACUACACUACACAUGAAAACGAAAUAGUUGGAUCCUUCUGUUUGAAGAGACACUGAGAUGACAUUCUCAUUUUCUGGUUUGGUUCAUCUAAACCUUCCUCUGAUUAGGCCUUGCUGAAGACCUGAAAUGACAUUGCUAGAAUUUAUUUUGUUCAGUACAAAUAAGAAUUUCUUCAAGCAUCUCAGCUAGGAACUGCAUUUCAAUGGGGUGUCCAGUGCAGUUCUACAAUAAAUUCUGAGAAGUUAUGUGUGGAUAUCAUGAAAGUCAUGGAAAGUGUCUAUACAAGGUCUAUUUUGAAAGAAGUGCUAAUUCCAAUUCGUUGUACUAAUCAACUCUUCGGAUCGUGUUUGUGAAGGCAAGUGGCUUCAGGCACUUCUUGAUUGUUAAUGGAAUGAUUGGGUUCAAGAAACAGAAGUGGCAUCACAAAGAUCCUAUGCAAGAUUGACAUGGAAAAUGCACUACUAGAAUAUAUACAUUUAGAGGCUCCUGCCCAGAGGCGGUCCAAAAUAAAUGCCUUUAAUAACAUAUUAAAGAAGGCAACUUCAUCUAUUUGUUAUAGAGGCAUUUUUUGAUGCCUCAAUCGUUAGAUUUUUACCUCUCAUAUUUGGCGGACAAAAAUGGAAGAGUUGUUGUUUUGUUUGAAGGUUUGGAACCCCAAAAAAAGUCAGGAACGAAAGUCUUCUUUGAGUGACUCUUUUCUUCCUCUCUCAAAGCAAACAUCCUGCCCUCUCCCCUUUCUUCCUCCUCCCUUCUCUGGCUGAUUAGUCCACAAACCGAUUGGGGAUUGACAAUCAAUUGUUGAAGGCAAGAGCUUUGGACUGAAAUCUAGGUUUUCUUCCCUAAGCAAACUAUCUCUCCGAUGUCUUUCUCUUUGAUGUUUUUCUCUCUAGCGACCAUCUCUCUCCGGCAGCUUUCUCUCUGACAUUUUUCUCUCCUGUGGCUUUCUCUUUCCAACGGCUAUCUAUCUUCUGCGAAUUGUGAUCAAUCAUCCAAAGACACAAAAUCAUUGGAAUAGCUGGGUGAAGGAACAUCUCUUGGAGCUGAACUUGUCUCUCUUAUGGUUCAAAGUUAGCACAUGCUCCAGGCUAUAGUUGGUUGCUAGGGGAAGGGGACUGGCCCAGGGGAAGGAACAUCACUUGUAGACCUUUGUCUCAUUCUCAUACAAUUAGAGUUCAAGCUGUAAAAAAGAAAAAAAAAAAAAGAACUCAGUCUUGCAUGUGGAAAAUCACCUUGCUUCAGGUAUUGGGGGCUUUAAUAGUUUCCCUCCAUUGCCUCAAGAAUAACCUAGGGGUUUGGGUGCUUA
Messenger RNA from Nelumbo nucifera (sacred lotus), 3948 nucleotides. RefSeq names its product F-box protein At4g22280-like. Lineage: Eukaryota; Viridiplantae; Streptophyta; Magnoliopsida; Proteales; Nelumbonaceae. The record is from RefSeq and is a predicted model, not a curated record. Gene Ontology annotation, molecular function: protein binding.